UCGGAUCGCAUCUAAAAAAUAAAAGAAAAAAAAAAUCAAAAAUUAGUUUCACGAAAUAUUUCAAGAUGAUUUUUCGGGCAACGAAACAUUUGACGUCCUCAACUGCUUUGGGAUUUUCCAAAUUUUUGCGUUUCAAGCAUUCGGGACGUGUCAUCGCAAUUAGACGUGAAGAUCAAUCCGUGUGGGAACGCAGAGCGCCUUUCAACCCCAACACUGUGCGUCAAUUCGUGAAGAACGAUGUCAAAGUUUUGGUCCAACCAUCGAAUCGGAGAGCAUAUCCCAUGCAAGCUUAUUUGAAUGCCGGAGCUGUCGUUACGGAGGACAUUAGUGAAGCAAGUGUCAUUUUUGGCGUGAAACAGGUCCAAAUUGCGGAUUUGAUUCCGGGAAAGACGUAUUGCUUCUUUUCGCAUACGAUCAAGGCGCAAGAGUCGAAUAUGCCGUUGUUGGAUGCUGUUAUCGAUAAGAACAUCCGCUUGAUCGAUUACGAAAAAAUGACCAACGAUCAAGGAACUCGCGUUGUAGCUUUCGGCAAAUACGCUGGAGUCUCCGGAAUGAUCAACAUUCUUCACGGCUUAGGUCUUCGUCUCUUGGCUUUGGGACAUCACACGCCUUUCAUGCACGUUGGACCAACUCACAAUUAUCGCAAUUCCUCAAUGGCACGUCAAGCUAUCCGCGAUUGUGGUUACGAAAUUUCAUUGGGAAUGAUGCCAAAAUCGAUCGGGCCAUUAACGUUCGUUUUUACGGGCACAGGAAAUGUCUCGCAAGGCGCUCAGGAGAUUUUCAACGAUCUCCCCGUGGAAUUCGUUCCUCCGAGUAAACUUAAAAAAGUCGCCGAACACGGAAGCACAAACAAAAUUUACGGUUGCGAAGUGUCUCGAUCGGAUCAUAUUGAGAGAAUUGACGGCGGAGGCUUCGAUCCGCAAGAAUAUGAGGAAUUUCCUGAACGUUACACGUCAACUUUCAGUCGAAAUAUCGCUCCGUAUGCCUCGGUGAUUGUCAAUGGGAUUUAUUGGGCUGUCGGAAGUCCGAAACUUUUGACAAUUCCCGAUGCCAAGACACUUUUGAGACCAAUUAAUGCGCCUUGGUUGCCCGCAAGUCGCGGAGCGCCCGUUUUACCGCAUCGCAUGUUGGCAAUUUGUGACAUCAGUGCUGAUCCGGGCGGUUCUAUUGAGUUUAUGAAUGAAUGUACGACAAUUGACACUCCGUUCUGCUUGUACGACGCCGAUCGCAAUAAGGAUACGAAGAGUUUCAAGGGUCCCGGAGUGUUAGUUUGCUCCAUUGACAACAUGCCAACGCAAUUGCCACGCGAAUCGACAGAUUUGUUCUCGGAAUUGUUGUAUCCGUAUGCCUAUGACAUCAUGCAAAGUGACGCUUCGAAGCCUUUGGAGUCGCAAAACUUCUCAAAAACUGUCAUGAAUGCCGUUAUCGCGAGUAAUGGAGCUUUGACACCCAAUUUCGCGUACAUUAACGACUUACGGGACUCCCAUUCACGCUCUCGUCACAAGGCGCCGGGCACUCAAGCAGAGAAACGCGUUUUGGUUUUGGGCGCUGGAAUGGUUUCCGCUCCUUUGGUCGAAUAUUUGCAUCGAGAUUCGCCGAGAGUUGCAAUCAAAGUUUGCUCUCAAGUGAAAGAAGAAGCAGAUCGCUUAGCUGAUCGUUAUUCAGGCGUUGAGUCAAAUUACUUGAAUGUCGAGCAAAAUCCAGAAGCUCUUGCUGAAAUGUGUGCCGAAAGUGACGUUGUCGUCUCACUUUUGCCUUAUAGUCUUCAUGGAAAGGUCGCUAAACACUGCAUUGAAGGAAAAACGCAUUUAGUUACUGCUAGUUAUGUCACCGAUGAAGUUCAAGCCUUGCAUAAUGAUGCAUUGAAGAACGACGUUACCUUAUUCAACGAAGUCGGUUUGGAUCCCGGAAUCGAUCAUUUGCUCGCCAUGGAAGCCAUUGACGACAUUCACGACAAAGGAGGCGUUAUCGAGUCUUUUGUCAGUUUUUGCGGCGGUUUGCCAGCUCCCGAGCAUUCCGACAAUCCUCUUCGUUACAAAUUCUCGUGGUCUCCGCGCGGAGCAAUCAUCAAUACUCUCUCAUCCGCUCGUUAUUUGUCAAAAGGACAAAUUGUCGAGAUUCAAGGAGGCGGCGAUUUGAUGUCAGCUCCCAGAUCUUUAGAUUUCUUGCCUGGAUUCUCCCUCGAGGGCUUCCCAAAUCGCGACAGCUUGAAAUACCAAAAGUUGUACAACAUGGGACCUCAUUUGCAUACUCUCGUUCGCGGAACAAUUCGUUUCAAGGGCUUUACCGAAUGUAUUAAGACGUUGCAGUUGAUUGGUUUGAUCGAUCCCGAGCCUCAUCCAAUGUUGCAUCCACAGGGACCUGAAAUUACUUGGCGUCAAGUUAUCAUAAAUCUCCUUGGACUCGUCGAUAACGACAUUUUCAUCGACAAUUUGAAACAAAUUAUCAUGGAUCGCGAUGGAAAUCCCGAUUAUUUGGAGGAAUUAGGACUUCUCGAGAACACUCCGGUUGUGAAACAAGAAACCCCAAUUGAUACAUUGUGCGGAUUUUUAGCUAAAAAAUUGGCAAUUAAGCCCGAUGAGCGUGAUUUGAUCAUUUUGCGUCAUGAUUUCGGCAUUGCAUGGCAAGAUGGACGCAAGGAAGAACGCGGAAUUAAUCUCGUCGUUUAUGGGCAACCAGCAGCGCAAAAUGGACACUCCGCUAUGGCAGUUACCGUUGGAUUCCCCGCCGCAAUUGCCACAAAGAUGAUUUUGGAUGGCGAAAUUCAGCAACGCGGUGUCGUCUUGCCAUUCGCACAAGACAUUUAUCGCCCGAUGUUGUCGCGAUUGAGACAGGAAGGUAUUAUUUCAACGGAAACCUCGAAAUUUGUUUAAAUUUUUUUUUUUAUGUAAAUUGUAAGCUUGUAAAUUUAAAGAAAAUAAAAAUAAUAUAAAUUCACGCCGUCA
Messenger RNA from Culicoides brevitarsis, 2945 nucleotides. It is a transcript of the gene LKRSDH, whose product is annotated as alpha-aminoadipic semialdehyde synthase, mitochondrial. Gene Ontology annotation, molecular function: saccharopine dehydrogenase activity. Lineage: Eukaryota; Metazoa; Arthropoda; Insecta; Diptera; Ceratopogonidae. The record is from RefSeq and is a predicted model, not a curated record. Bases 66 to 2873 code for a protein of 935 amino acids. The transcript is spliced from 7 exons. Gene Ontology annotation, cellular component: cytoplasm.